Acromyrmex echinatior (Panamanian leafcutter ant) is the source of this 498-nucleotide messenger RNA. RefSeq names its product optic atrophy 3 protein homolog. The record is from RefSeq and is a predicted model, not a curated record. Gene Ontology annotation, cellular component: mitochondrion. Gene Ontology annotation, biological process: regulation of lipid metabolic process. NCBI's taxonomy places the organism in Eukaryota, Metazoa, Arthropoda, Insecta, Hymenoptera, Formicidae.
AUGGUGCAAAAGUUUCCCGGUGCGAAUCUUAUUGGACAGAUCCUAAGACAAAUCACACAGCCAUUAUCAAAGGCGAUAGUAAAACGUGUGAAGAAACGGCCGCUUAUAAGAAAAUAUGUACUGAUGCAACUGGGACAUUUUUAUUAUUUGUGCGAAAAUUUAAUAGAGUGGCGACAGAUUUCAGUUAUAACGAAAAAAAGACCCAUUGACGACGAUCGCACAAUGGAAGUAGGAACGUCACUACUACUCGAGGCAAUAAUUUUUGGAUUUUUGGGGGGCGUAGUUAUAUAUGAGACACAAAAGGCUGCAGACAGAGCGUGUAUCGCUGAGGAGCUGCAAAUUCAGGAGUUCAAUGACAUAAAGGCGAAGAAAGAUCGACUGAUGCAGCAAGUCAAGGAUCAAGUGAUCUUAACAAAACGACUCAAAGAAAUCAUUGUAGAGUAUUCGAGACAAGUCGGAUGUACAUUGCCGAGUGAGCCCGAGAAAAAAGGCGAAUAG